Molecule: messenger RNA, 2044 nt
Organism: Triticum dicoccoides
Lineage: Eukaryota; Viridiplantae; Streptophyta; Magnoliopsida; Poales; Poaceae
Exons: 2
Coding region: 108-1862 (584 amino acids)
Source: RefSeq, a predicted model, not a curated record
CAUCCGAGGUCCGCCGCCGCCCGCGGAUUUAAGCGGCUCGACGGUGGCAAGACGCUACUUGUCCAAACCUUCUUAGCUCAGCCUCAGCCUGUACACUCUCACUCCCAAUGCGAUUUCCCACCAUGAUAAACGUUGUAGCCGUAUGCCUCGUCCUCUCCACCCUGGCCGCCGCCGGCGUCUGGUCGCCAGCGCCUCCGCCGCCGGCCCAGCAGCACGGUGAGCAUGUCCUCCGGGAGGGCCGCCGCGUCGUCAUCGUCGAGUACGAGCGCGAGCUCCCGCUCACCCCGGGCCAGGGCUCCGCCAAAGAGACGCACGUCUUGCCCCCUCACGCUCUCGACGGCGUCGAGGCGAAAGAAACGGUGUCGGAGGAAGCCAGGGGAGCCGUCUCCAACGCGGCGGACAAGGUGGCUGGCGCGGCGGAGGAUGGCAAGGAGAAGUUGUCCAAUGCCAAGGAGAGCGCCACGGGCAAGGUGUUCGGCGCGGUGAAGCGCUGCAAGGACAGGCUCUGCGGCGCCGCCAAGGGGUUGGAGGAGGGCGCGAGAGUCGGGGUCUCCCGCGUCAAAGAUGGCGCCGAGGACACGGUGACAGCUGCCGGGGAGACGCUCUCUGGUGCCAAGGACAAAGCGGAGGGCAAGGUGUUCGACGCUGCAUCAGAGGCGAAGGGCGCUGCGAUGAGUGCCAAGGACAAGGUCUCCGAAGCAGCCGGUGGAGCCAAGGAGAAGGCAGCACACAUCAAGGAUGGAGCGGCUGGAACCGUGAGGAGUGCCAAGGACAAGGUCUCCGAAGCAGCCGGUGGAGCCAAGGAGAAGGCAGCACACGUGAAGGACAAAGCAGCUGAAACAGUGACGAAUGCCAAGGGCAAGGUUUCAGAAGCAGCCGGUGAAGCCAAGGAGAAAGCAUCGCACGUGAAGGACCGAGCAGCUGAGACAGUGACCAGUGCCAAGGGCAAGGUCUCUGAAGCUGCAGGGAACGCCAAAGACAAGGUCUCUGACAUCGCAGAACGAGCAGAGGAUUACGCCGGGGAUGCUGCAGGGAACGCGGCCGAGAAGGUGGCGCGAGCCGAGGAGGUCGCGAAGGCGAAGGCUGGGGAGGUGACCAAGAACCUGACCGACAUCGCGAGGCGGGCCCGGGAGGUGGCGUCCGAUGCAGCCGGAUACCUGCUCGGCGCGCCCAUGGAGGCCGCGCGCACCGCGACGGCGGUGAUGCAUCUGCUCGGGUUCGCCACGGCCUACGGCGCGUGCGUGUGGGUGACGUUCGUGUCGAGCCACGUCCUCGCUGCGUCGCUGCCCCGGCAGCAGCUCGGCGUGGUGCAGAGCAAGCUGUACCCGGUGUACUUCCGCGCCAUGGCCUACUGCGUCGGCCUGGCCCUGGCGGCGCACCUGCUCGGCCGCGAGAGGAGCUCCUUCGCGGCGCGCGCCCAGACCUUCAACUUGCUCAGCGCGCUGGGACUGGUCCUCGCCAACAUGCUGCUUCUCGAGCCAAAAGCCACCAAGGUGAUGUUCGAAAGGAUGAAAGUGGAGAAGGAAGAAGGCAGAGGAAGGGACAUGUCCGACAUCAUCGACCCGCCGGCCGUCACGGUGGCCACGGCCGCCACGACCACCACAGCCGCCCCCACGGCAGCAGGAGCCCGCAGCCCGGUGGACGGCACGACGGGAACCGUCAGGGCGGCGAAGACCACGACGACGACGACCUCGGUGACGGCGCCCGACGCGGAGAUGGCCAAGAGCAAGGUGGUGAGGCUGAACAAGCGGCUGAAGCAGCUCAACGGCUACUCGUCCCUGUGCAACGUGCUGUCCCUGAUGGCCCUGACGUGGCACCUCGUUCACCUGGCUCGCCGCCUGCAGAUGAGUACCGCCUGCUAGGCUCAUCGUCCCCGUGCAAAUGGAUGUAGUCUUCGUUGUAGCUUUGCUUUCGUGUUUUACGUAGUGUGGUCUGACACGUGCGUGGUUGCUCGGUGUGUUUGAGCAACCGCUCUGUAGAUUUAGGCAUCGUGUUCCCCCUCCGGUGUGUACUAGGAUGGCAUCUGAAUAUUAGCUUUGUUGUA